Molecule: messenger RNA, 1095 nt
Organism: Bactrocera tryoni
Lineage: Eukaryota; Metazoa; Arthropoda; Insecta; Diptera; Tephritidae
Product: selenoprotein BthD-like
Exons: 2
Cellular component (GO): Golgi apparatus
Source: RefSeq, a predicted model, not a curated record
AAUCCACUUUGAAUAAAAACUACCGCGCAAAACAGUAAAGACAUGUUUUUGAAACAAACACUAUAAAAUGGCUCCGAAACGUAAACGUAAAGCCCAAAAUCAACCUGUGUUGACCACAGGCAGUGCUGUAACAAAAUCCAAGGUUUUAAAAACGGAAGAUCCAGUAUUAGAUGCUAAUCUUCCAGUUUUGUAUAUAGAACAUUGCCGAUCCUGAAACGUAUUUCGCCGCCGGGCUCUUCAAGUUCAUGCUGAUCUGCUUGAACAACUGCGUGCAUUAAAGCCAGAUGUAGAACUUCAAUUGCUUAUGAAUGUCGAACGUCCACCACGGCGAGGUUCAUUCGAGAUAUCUAUUGCCACAAGUCCUACCGAAGAACGACAAGAAAUAUGGUCAGGAUUAAAUAGGAAACCGCGAGCACAAAAAUUUCCACCUAUUAAUGAGUUAACUGAGGCGGCAAGCCGAGUUUUGGGCUUAAAUGCGGUCAAGGACAAGGAAGGUGAGAAUGACGCUCCUAAAGAUCAGACUGAGCAAAAAGAGAGUACUAAAUCUGGUAAUAAGCGGAAACGUUCUAUAUAAAAAAUGUUUUAAUUUUUGAAAACAACGUAGCAUUUAUGACUAUCGUUUGGUAAAAUCUCUAAUAGAGAAGCUAAACGGUAUGAUGUUUUUUUGCUCAUAACGUUUGAUGAAAUUAAAAUAUGAAGAAGAAAAAUAUUUAAAAUAUAAUGUAAAUGCUAUUGCAGUAAAUUGGGAAACGUUUCAUUUCGAGCAAAUACUUCAAAUGUACGCAUAUAAUUUUGUUAAACUAAGUUAUUUGUUGCUGACUUUCAUUAUUACUUAAAUGCAGUACUAUAAGUUAAGUUGACUACAUCCUAAUCUAUAUAACGAAGGAUAGAGAGAGACUGUCCGGUGGGGGAUUUAAGAUAUUCUAUUAAUUGUUGAAAAAAUUGUUGCGAUAAACGGGCAGUACUGAGAAAUUGCCCCCGAUCUCUCUGCCCCUCGGUCACUGAUUGUUAUUCGCAUUAAUAAGCAGUAAUUAAACAAUUGUUAAAACAACUAAAAUGAAUGACAUUUUUUUAUUCUUGUAAAAAAAGUAUAAA